UGAAACAACACGCAAAGGAUCGACGCAAACCAUCAGGAGAAGACGAACGAUUUGAUCGUUUGUUCAGAAAGAGUUAUUGGCCACGCAAAGCAGAAUCCAAUGACGUUCUUCUAGACGCCGACUCGGAUGCGGAUCGUACUCGGAGGAUCGGAGUGUUUUCGUGAGUGGUGAUGAAAGGCUCGGUGUAGAUCCUGAAUUCGGGAAGCGCAAACGGAAACCAAAUUCCAGGAUAACGGUAUGACGGGCGAAAAUCCCAUGCCGCGUUCCUCGAUCGAGGAGGGAAUGGAGAUCGAAGUGCUGGAGAACGAUAUACGCACGUUGCGAAAGCAGCUGCAAGAGAAGGUUCAGCAGCUGAAGGCCUUGAAAAAACAUUUUCAGAAAAACUGCAUUACCAAACUGAACAAUGACGAAAUCGCGCGCUACAGUCGUCAGAUCAUUCUUUCCGAGAUUGGCGUUCAGGGACAGUUGAAACUGAAAAAAGCGUCCGUGCUGGUGGUAGGUGCCGGAGGGCUCGGUUGUCCAUCAGCGCUCUACCUAGCCGGAGCCGGAAUUGGACGUAUCGGAAUACUGGACUACGACGAGGUCGAGCUAACGAAUCUUCAUCGACAGCUGUUGCACACGGAAGCGACCGUCGGCCUAACGAAGGUGGCAUCGGUACAAAACUACCUGGAACAACUAAACUCCCAGAUAGAAAUCGAAACGCAUCACGUGCAGCUGACGAGCGAAAAUGCGCUCACCAUUCUUACGCCGUACGACGUGGUGGUCGACGCUACGGACAAUGUGGCCACUCGCUACCUGUUGAACGAUGCGUGCGUAAUGCUUGGCAAACCACUCGUCUCCGGCAGUGCACUGCAACUCGAGGGUCAGCUGACGGUGUACAACCAUCGGAGUGGACCUUGUUAUCGGUGUCUCUACCCAAUCCCACCGCCACCCGAGGCCGUUACGAACUGUGGCGAUGGCGGAGUGCUGGGAGUAAUCACCGGAGUCAUUGGCGCCCUGCAAGCACUGGAAACGAUCAAAAUCAUCCUCUCCAACGCGGGCGUCCUAAGUGGCCGUUUGCUGCUAUUCGACGGACAACAGAGCGUUUUUCGGAAUCUGAAACUGCGAUCCAAGAAACCGGACUGUGCCGUUUGCUCCACAACGCCCACCCUUACGAAGCUGAUCGACUACGAACAGUUUUGCGGAAUGCGCGCCACGGACAAAGAUACGGCCCUCACGCUGCUCGAACCACAGGAAAGGAUCACCGUCCGGGAGUAUCACGACGACUGGUUAACGACAGGUCGGCAGCACCUGCUCAUCGAUGUGCGAGGGGCCAAUCAGUACGAGAUGUGUCAGCUGCCGGGGACACCGAUCAACAUACCAAUCGAAGAUAUUCUACACGAUCGGCGUACGGAUGAGAUCAUUGCCCAGGUUCAGGCCACGGGCGACUCGCUACCGGUGUACGUCGUCUGCCGCCGGGGCAAUGACUCGCAGCUGGCCGUGCGCCAUCUUGUGCCCCUCUUUAAAGAACGAAAUCUUCCACCACCCCGAGACCUGAUCGGAGGAUUGCACGCGUGGACAAAAACGAUCGAUCCAACGUUCCCCAUCUACUGAAGAGGGACGGGGCAAACUUUGUUGUUUAUGUACUCUUUACCUGUUUUGCAUUUGAAAGCACAAUAAAAUUUAG
Anopheles bellator is the source of this 1666-nucleotide messenger RNA. RefSeq names its product adenylyltransferase and sulfurtransferase MOCS3 (gene Uba4). The coding region runs from base 238 to 1593 and encodes 451 amino acids. The transcript has 3 exons. Gene Ontology annotation, biological process: protein urmylation; tRNA wobble position uridine thiolation. NCBI's taxonomy places the organism in Eukaryota, Metazoa, Arthropoda, Insecta, Diptera, Culicidae. Gene Ontology annotation, molecular function: URM1 activating enzyme activity; adenylyltransferase activity; thiosulfate-cyanide sulfurtransferase activity. Gene Ontology annotation, cellular component: cytoplasm; cytosol. The record is from RefSeq and is a predicted model, not a curated record.